This is a messenger RNA of Carassius auratus (goldfish), 2830 nucleotides long. RefSeq names its product interleukin-1 receptor-associated kinase 3-like. Gene Ontology annotation, biological process: signal transduction; protein phosphorylation. Gene Ontology annotation, molecular function: protein binding; protein kinase activity; ATP binding. The record is from RefSeq and is a predicted model, not a curated record. The transcript has 13 exons. Bases 415 to 2268 code for a protein of 617 amino acids. Gene Ontology annotation, cellular component: plasma membrane. NCBI's taxonomy places the organism in Eukaryota, Metazoa, Chordata, Actinopteri, Cypriniformes, Cyprinidae.
AAAACUGGUAUAAAAAUAGAGUAAAUAUUUGUAUUAUUUAUUGUAAAAAUGCAGGAAGAUUUCUAUGAGGAGUAAGGUUAGGGGUACGGGUGGUAUUAGAUUAAAACGUGUUUAACUAUAUGUAUAUAAAACAAUAGAAGUCUGUGUAAUGUGCCCAUGUAGAUAACUAAGUAAACGUGUGUGUGUUGAUUUGUUUUGCUGAAUGGGUCGCAACCUUUCUCAUAGAAGCAAAUACUCUGAGGGUAUUAGCCAAAUUAUUUAGAGGAUGUAGGUGGGGUUUGGGAAAUUCCAUAAUGUAGCAAGAGUUAUCAACACAAGAGAGCACUGUCGAGUCCUCACUUCGAGAGGAAUGAAUUUAAAUCUAGUCAUAGCAUAGGCUACUUCACACACCUGUGUGGUCAAGACUAGCGAGACAUGUCAGGUAAAAUAGACACGUCGACAUUGCUCUUCGACGUCCCGCCGGUGCUGAUGGGGUCUUUCUGCAGACUGAUGGACAGCGGGAUCGACGGUCUGGGAUGGAGAGCUUUAGCUGCUCACAUCCUUCCCAGUCAGCUUGAAGUGAGAUGUACUGAAAUGUAUGUGGCUGCUGGAAAAAGUCCAACCCAAGAGCUCAUGUGGUUGUGGGCCCAGCAGAAUAAAACUGUAGGGGAUCUUUUGAAGGUUCUGGAUGAGAUGGGUCACAGUAGAGCCAGGAGUCUUUUCCAAUCGCAAGACUCGUGCAAACUGAAGUCAUCCUCAGCCCCUCUGUUUGCCAAGUAUCUGCCAAACUCUGAGAAGUCCUGUCAGACUCCAGCUCUUUAUCCAGAGUCUGUGUCUGUUAAAGGUGAAAAACAGAAGUAUUUCAUCACAUUUUCUGAUGUCUUAGAGGGAACGAGACAUUUCCACCAGGACUUAAAAAUAGGAUCGAGCGUGUUCGCCGAGGUCUACUGCGGAAAAUGGGGAAACAGGUCUUUUGUGGCAAAAGUGUUCAAACAGGAAAACAAGGCUAAUUGGAAGGCGUUGUGGGAAAAAUUCACCAAAGAAAUUAAAGUUCUACAUCUCUACCUCCAUCCUAAUAUCUUGGAGUUAUGGGGCAGCUUUUCAGAGGCAGAUCGCUUCUGUUUAGUUUAUCCAUACCUUCAUAACGGAUCAUUGUUCCACAGGCUUCAUGAGGAAGUUCAGAGGCCUCUAUCAUGGCAGGAAAGGCUGAACAUCAUCAAAGGCACCGCAAAGGCAGUCCACCAUCUACACACUGCACAACCGUGCAUGGUUAUUUGUGGAAACAUUACGAGUUCAAACAUACUUUUGGACGAGCACCUGCAGCCCAAAUUAUCCGAUUUUGGAUUAGCUCAUCUCAGACCACACUCUGUGGACCAGAGCUGCACUAUCGUCAUGGAUACAGCCUCCCAUAGCAACCUUGGCUAUCUGCCAGAGGAGUACAUCCGUGAUGGCAAGCUAUCAGUCAAACUUGAUGUUUAUAGCUUUGGCAUGGUUAUACUAGAGACCUGUACAGGACAAAAGGUGAAACACGAGUCAGCAAAAAAUCUGUUUUUGAGAGAUGUACUGCAUUCUGAGUUUGAGGAAAAAAGCUCUGUGGAUGCCUGUCUGCGGUUUUUAGAUCCCAAAGUUGAGCAUUGGCCCACUGCGGUGGCACUUUGUCUGCUCCGAAUCGGACUGGAGUGCACAGGCAGCAAAAUGCGAGUCAGGCCGAGCAUGGAAAUGGUGCUUCAGAGACUAAACCAAAUCCUUCCCACACCUGCACAGCUUGAGGACCAGCCGAACACACUAGAUGAUACAUUCCCUCUUCAGCGACCAUAUAAUGGCCUCAGUCAGCGUCUAAACGUGCCCAUUGAAUUUGAUGAAAUGUACAGCCCACUGGAGGAACCGCUACCUCCCAGAGUUCCCAGUCUGGCAGAACCCUGCGAGUGCAGCCAGUCUGAGGUUACUUUCUUGAGUGUUGGAGAUGCAAACUUGUCGCAUUCCAUCAGGGAAUGUCUUCAGGAAAAUGACAAAGUGGUUUCAGCAUCACAAAGUCUGCAGUCAGACUCUGCAGCUCGCUUGGACUUAUAUGGGAGCUGGCCUGUGGAGUGCAGCUGUAGCACUGGAACCGAAGUGCUGGGAUGUGAGGACUGCUGUGCAAAUGGCUUCAGUCAGUCUGUUUUAUGUGCCACACUAGAUGAUGAUGCCCAGCCCUCUCAGAAUGGCAUCACAAAUCCAGCAAAAGAGAAAAUAAAGAAUAAAAUUCAUCUGUACAACCAGGGGUUAAUAAAAACUGAAGAACUUCUUUAGCUUAAAUCAGAGUGAAUCAGUAAGGUUGGACGUCUCCAUAAAAAAAAUUAUAAAAAUUCAGCAAUGGGUAGUGCUGGUGAUCAUUUUGUUUAAAUGUCUGUUACUUCUUUCAAAAAUUAUUUGAAGGUAUGUUAACAGUAUUUUUACAUAAUAUCCCAAAACGAGUUUAUAAAAUAAAAAAGAUUAAAAGUGGGUGUGGGUGAUGUUACAUAAAAAUUGUUUCUAAAAGAAUAUCAAAAGUAAAAAAAAAAUUAUGUAGACUUACAACUACUGUCACUUUAAGAGGGUGGUGGUAGUUUAUAGUAGUUGACGUUACAUAUUUAUAAUUCAUUAAAAGAGUGAUUUUAAAGUUUAAAGAUGACACCAUGUUAAAGAAUUUGUUGUCAUCGCUACCUUAUAGUGUCCAUGAAUCUCUCAAUAUCUCUUUUGUUUUAGACGACUCUAGCAAGUAUAACUAAUUUGUGGAAACAAAAGUGCUUUUUGAUCUAAUUUAUGUGCGGACACAUUUUAACCACAUGAAAAUGAUGUACAGAGUUCUUGACAAUAAAAGAAACGAAAGAAA